This is a messenger RNA of Paramecium sonneborni, 1715 nucleotides long. The record is from the annotation of a GenBank genome assembly. NCBI's taxonomy places the organism in Eukaryota, Ciliophora, Oligohymenophorea, Peniculida, Parameciidae.
AAUGAAAACUAUUUAUUUAUUGGUAUUAAUAGGUUUGUGUCUUGGUAAUGAUGGGACAUUAUAUUCAGUGGAUUAGAGAUUAGGGAAAUACUUAAUAAGUGAAGGUAAAUCUGCAACAGCAUUGGCUUGGGGAUAUUAUAAACAUGAAGUAAUGUAAGAUGGAUGGGGUAAAUUAUAUAUUUGGACAAGUGAUAGAUUUGAUGCACAUGAUUAUAGUUUAAAGACAUCUUAUGCAGCAGGUAUAUAAUAAUUUAAUAUGAUUUAUAGGUUAUUUGGAAGGAUCAUUAACAUACGAACAUAUAUAUAAUCAUUAUUGGUCUUGGCAUGAUUUUACUUUUGGAAAAGAAUAAGUAGAUAUUAAAUUAGAAGAAUAUUUAAUAGAGUAAUAUGAAUAUGCAAGAAUGUUGGUGAAAUAAAAUAAAGGAGAUGAAUAUUAUGAGGCUUUAGGAAGAAUCUUAGCAUAAAAUGAUGGAUUAUAUUAAGCUAUUUAAGAUAAGGCUCCAGUAAAUAAGAAAAUUAAUUGGAUUUAAUUAUUAUUAUUGUAAGCAUGUGGUGAUAUAUAUGAAUUAAAAGAAGCAAUGAAAACUAAGUCAGAAAGAAUUUAAUGGCAUUUGUUAACUCCAGAAGAAUUUGAAUGGGAAAGAGAAAAAAGAAUAUCUUGUUCUGCAUUGAUAAAAGCAUUAGAUGAUUGGAGUGAUGUAUGGAUGGCACAUACAACAUGGACAAGUUAUUAAAAUAUGCUUAGAAUUUAUAAAUACUAUUCAUUUUCUGGUCCAAAUCCAUAUAGAGUUAGUUUUUCAUCAAAACCAGGUUUAUUAUAUUCAAAAGAUGAUUUCUAUGUUUUACCUGAUUCUAAUAUGGUUGUUAUAGAAACAACUAAUUCAAUAUUAGAUUCUUCACUUUAUGAUUUAAUAAAUGCAUAAAGUUUAUUAACUUGGUAAAGAGUUCCAGUUGCUCAUGCAAUUUCCAAUGGUGGUGAAAAAUGGACUGAAACAUUUAUUAGACAUAAUUCAGGAACCUAUAAUAAUUAAUAUAUUGCUAUUGAUCUUAAAGUAGUUAAAAAAAAGUAAUAUAAUAUUAUUUAAUUUUAAGUGGUCAAGCACCUGAAAAAGAUUUUAUUUGGAUUUCUGAAACAGUUCCAGGUUUUGCUAUCGUUUAAGAUGUUACUUAAUAAGUUAUAACUAAUGGAAAUUAUUGGAAAAGUUAUAAUAUUCCAUAUACACCUGAAGUAUAUGAUAAAGCUGGUUAUACAGAAGCUGUUAAGAAAGAUCCUAUUAAAUAUUCAUAUGAAUUAUGUCCAAGAGGAUAAAUGAUGAAAAGAGAUGCUCCUAAAGUUACAAGUUUAGAUAAGAUGAAAGAAUUCAUCAGAUAUAAUGAUUAUAAAAAUGAUACUCUUUCAUAAAAUAAUCCUGGAAAUGCUAUCUCAAGUAGAUUAGAUUUAUUAGAAGUAAUCUAUAUUAAUAUUAUAUUUUAGACCAAUCCAAGAGCACAUGGAUCAAUUGAUGGAAAAGUAGCAUCAUUAGCUUCAGUUCCAUUAAAUAUUGCUUAUAUUUAAAGUGGACCUACCAAAGAUAUUUAACCAGUAUUUAGUUGGACUCCUUAAUUCACUGGAAUUCAUUGGGGUUAACCAACUACAUUUAAUUUCUCAUGGGUUGAAGUUAAAGAAGAAAUAAUUCCAUGAAAUAUAAAUAAUAUCAUCAAUUAUUUAAUCAUAU